Sungouiella intermedia is the source of this 1677-nucleotide messenger RNA. NCBI's taxonomy places the organism in Eukaryota, Fungi, Ascomycota, Pichiomycetes, Serinales, Metschnikowiaceae. The record is from the annotation of a GenBank genome assembly.
AUGACCAAAACCAUUCCUACAUACGAAAAGCCUACCUAUGAAGUGUUAACGGAAUUGUAUUCCCGGUUGUCCGAGCUCAAAAACAACAGAAACAAAUAUAUCAGUUCCAAGCAAGUGUACGCCAUCUAUGAUGAAUUUUUGAAGGAAAUUCACGAGUUAUCUAUAGUUCGGAAAGAUGAGGAAUUAAAAGGCAUGUCUUUGAACUUGCCGACACCGACAGACUUGCUCAUUGAUGACGUUUGGCAGUUGCUUUCGCUCUCAUUUGUCACCUGUGGACUUAUCAAGUUUGCGCCCGCCACUUAUUCGUCGCUUUCCACGGUAUUUAAGUUGUUGACCCACUUGAAGGAGUGCCAGGUGUAUAGCGUGGACGAUUUGAAGCCUAUUCACGACAGAUUGAGUGAAAUUAAGGAGAUUAUUGAGAAAUCCGAGGAAGUGGAUGAAGAUGAAGACAAUGGCGACGAGGAUGCCGUUAACCACAAAAAGGAGGAAAGUUUGUUGUUGAGAAACAAGUUGAAUAAGUGUCAAAAGGUCUAUGAUGAGUUGCAGAAAACUUUCGAUGAGAUUCCUGACGAUUUGGAGCCCAUUUAUGCUGAGCUCAUUCUGUUGAGAAAACAGCUCCUUAACUUGUUAACAAGGGAAGCAUCGGAGCUGGCUACGGCCAAGGCGAAGAUGGCAGCUAUUGCUAAGCAACUUGCGGGUAAAUUGAAGAAAAUUGAGCAACAAAGAGACGAAAAUGGAAAGUUCAAGUCUGACUCUGCCACCGAGGCUCAGUUGGUUUCUGCGCAGAUGGGACUCAAUGGAUUACUCGAUGACUGUAACAAUUUACUCAAUGAUUUGAAUAUCCAGCGUGACACCACGGGAAUUAGCGGGAAACUUGAGCAACUUUCGCUCGCCGAGGAGAAUUCCGAGGCCAGUACAAUAUUUGAGGGGUUCAAAUCACUCUACCUGGAAUUGGCUUCAUUGAAACAGAAAUUAGAGAACUUGCUCAUCACGAGACGGUGGACCAUGAGGGAAACAGACUUGUACAAUUUCCAGAAGCUGUUGAAACGUAUCGACGACAAAAGACUCGAGCUUAACAAGCAGAUCUCCGCCAACUGUCAGGGCCAGGCGCUCCGCAUGAUAAAGAGGGCACAAUUGCUUGUUUUGUAUCUUUUGAGACGGUGCUACUCCUUGAUCUACAAGCUUUUGGAGAGCUCGGAACCGGUGUCUGAGUCGCUCCAGCCCAUCCACAAUCAAUUGUCGACUGUGAGACGGUGUUUAUUGGAGAUCAAACGUAUUGAUGGUUUGAACAACCUCCGCGAGUUGUAUCCGUUUCAAUUUAAGUUGGCCUCGUUGGAUAACCUAAGGCACGACGGAAAAUUCAUUGUCAACAAUCAGGUACCUGAGGGCCAGGGCACAUUAAAUGCGCUUUUGGCUGAGUGCUUUGACAUUAUCCAUGAGUUAAAGAUUGAGUUGGAGGAGAAAGAGGAAAAUGGCGCCGGAAGUGACUCUUCGUGCGACGAACGUCAUGAUGGAAACAUCACCGACGAAGAAGACAAGGAGUCGGACGACGAGGUGGAAAUGAAGCGUAAACGGUACAUGGGAUUCAAUGAGGCUGACUACGACAUGGCCAGUGAGAGCGAGGGCGAGUACCUGAGUCUUUCUGAUUCUGAAUUCGAAAGCAACGAUUACUAUUAG